Messenger RNA from Exophiala oligosperma, 1957 nucleotides. RefSeq lists its product as uncharacterized. The record is from RefSeq and is a predicted model, not a curated record. Gene Ontology annotation, molecular function: glycylpeptide N-tetradecanoyltransferase activity. Bases 131 to 1768 code for a protein of 545 amino acids. Gene Ontology annotation, biological process: N-terminal peptidyl-glycine N-myristoylation. The transcript is spliced from 2 exons. Gene Ontology annotation, cellular component: cytoplasm. NCBI's taxonomy places the organism in Eukaryota, Fungi, Ascomycota, Eurotiomycetes, Chaetothyriales, Herpotrichiellaceae.
UACGAGUACAGGUUUGUGUACAUCGCCCACCCCUGCCUGUUUCUACAAUAAUACUAGUUCGAUAGUUCAACAUCCCUUUUGAGUUGUCUUUCCUUCGAUAGUUGUCCCUGGUACUAUCCUUCACUCGGCCAUGGCAGAUCCAGCACCGCCAGGCACCUCGCCCGAAGAGCGGGAGGAGCACCUGGAGUCUGAGUCGGAGACGGAGGAGCAACCACAAGAUGCAGUUGAAUCGACAACCUCGAAACCGAAGAAGAAAAAGAAAAAGUCCAAGAGGUCAAAGAUAGUCUCUGCCAUUACUGGCAAUAAGCCCUCCGAAGCCGCGGAAUCCUCCUCCUCCUCCUCACAGCCUGCCGCAAAGCUGUCCAACGACCACAUCAAGCAACUGCUCGAGAUGAACCCUACACUGAAAGGAGAACUGGCAGGUAUGCCAACUGAGAAGGCUGCCGACGUGUUGAGAAAAAUGGACCUACAACAAUUGUUGAGCGGAAUGUCUCUUAACGGGAAGAACCAGAAGGAUAUGGCAUCUUACAAGUUCUGGCAGACACAGCCAGUCCCUCGAUUUGACGAAAGACCCGACUCCGAGAAGCCGGACGGUCCUAUCAAAGAGGUUAUUCCUGAGCUUGUCCCCAAGACUGCCGCACCGUUGCCAGAAGGCUACGAAUGGGUUGAACUUGAUAUGACCAACGAAGCCGAAGUCAAGGAGGUGUAUAACCUCCUGACCUUACACUAUGUGGAAGACGACCACGCCAUGUUCAGAUUCAACUACUCUGCGGUGUUUCUAGAUUGGGCGGUGAAAUCUCCGGACUGGAAGAAGAGUUGGCAUAUCGGCGUGAGGGCUAAAGGCCCGAGCCGUCUGCUUGUCGCAACUAUCUUCGGGAUCCCGAUCAGGCUACGAAUACGCGAGAGAGUACUAGACGUGGUAGAGAUCAACUACAUGUGUGUACACAAGAAGCUGCGGUCACGCAGACUAGCACCGGUCCUGAUCAAAGAAGUAACGCGAAGAUGUCACCUUGAAGGCGUUUACCAAGCCAUCUACACAGGCGGUGUCAUCCUCCCUACCCCGAUCGGAAGCUGCCGCUACUUUCACCGAAGUCUGGACUGGCUGAAACUCUAUGAAGUCGGCUUUUCGCCGCUGCCGCCUAACAGUACGGCAGCCAAGAUGAUCGCCCGGAACCAACUACCACCUAGUACGAGCACACUAGGUUGGCGCGCCAUGGAGGAGAAAGAUAUCGACUCUGUCUUGGACCUGCUGACGCGAUACCUGAAGCGGUUUGAGCUAGUACAGGAAUUCAACCAGGCGGAGAUCGAGCACUGGUUCUACAAUAGACACAAGCCGGAGGAUCAGGUCGUAUGGUCCUUUGUGGUAGAAAACGAUGGCAAGAUUACGGAUUUUGCUAGCUUUUAUUGCCUUGAAAGCAGUGUCAUCGGUGCAGCGAGCCAGAAACAUGACAAGAUCCGUGCGGCAUAUCUGUAUUACUAUGCCACGGAGCAAGCUUUCAAUCCCAAAGAGAAAGGGCUCAAGUCCAGACUGCAGGAGAUUGUGCAGGAUCUAUUAAUCGAGGCAAAGAAGGCCAAGUUUGACGUGUUCAAUGCUCUGACGCUGCAUGACAACCCACUGUUCUUGACUGAUUUGAAGUUCGGUGCGGGUGACGGUCAGCUCCAUCAUUACCUUUAUAACUGGAGGACGAAGCCGAUCAAUGGCGGUAUCAACGAGAGAAACCAGCCCGACGAAUCGAAACGAGGUGGUAUUGGCAUUGUUUUAUUGUGAGACCGAUGAUACGACGUAAGCAACAAUGCGUAUUAUGAAGAUCUGGGGUGCUUUUGUAAAGGCGAUGAGGCAUGGAAGGAAGUAUAAGCAAGUCAAGGGUGGUGCAAAAUGUGCCUGACAUGAAAGAAAAUGUGCAGGCGUGAUGAUAUUCUUACAUAGCCAAUGAGAAAAAUAACUUGCCAUGCGGAU